This is a messenger RNA of Mesorhabditis belari, 1395 nucleotides long. NCBI's taxonomy places the organism in Eukaryota, Metazoa, Nematoda, Chromadorea, Rhabditida, Rhabditidae. The record is from the annotation of a GenBank genome assembly.
AUGUCUUCCGGAAUCGCCACUUUAUUAUCAAUCCCGGCAUCAACGUCAGCGCCGGGAGAAGCGUCACACAGCGAUCUCCAAGCGCUCAAGGAUCAAGCGAAUAUGUCAAUGCCACAGAUAGAGCUUCCAGAAGAGGAGCCAAUUGAGGAAUCAGCUCUCGAUCGCCUUUCCCAUUAUCCAUAUCAAGUGUUUGUUCUCUCCGAGUACGGAAGACCGAUUUAUGUCUCAUGUGGUCAAGAGGAUCAACUGUGUGCGUUUUUCGCGCUGAUUGGCGUCUUUGUAAACCGAGUACGGCACAAUGGAGACAUGCUUAACUCGAUUUCCUCUAAAGAUCUUCAUGCUCAUUUUUUGUUCCGAAAACCGUUGAUUCUUUGUAUAGUCUCAAAGCGAAGAGAUCAGCUGAGAUCUCAAUUGGAGGUGCUAUUCAAUCAGAUUUUGUCGACGAUAAGCCGAAAGCAGUUGGAAACGAUUUAUGAGAAACGGGGUGACAAUUAUGAUUUGAGGCGAUUGUUGGGAGGGACGAACAAAUACAUGGACGGAAGUCUCUCCAGUUGGCACUAUGAUCUCGCGCAGAUCUCCUCUGCCAUUCGAGUGUUACCAAUGGAGGCAGCUGAUCGAAAUGCUUUGUCUACUACACUUGUGAAUAGUAUAACAAGUGCGAAUGUUGAGGGGAUGCUAUUCGCCGUUGUGUUGGCCCAUCGACAAAUUGUUUGCUUGUCCAGGUUGAAGAAGCAUUUGUUGGAUCACAAGGAUCUGAGCCUUAUCAUCAAUUUGGUGUCAAACACUUCAACGAUUGCCGAUGCAGCGAUUUGGACGCCUAUUUGUUUGCCAUUCUUUAAUGACAGCGGUUUCCUUCACGCGUACAUUUCCUCUUUAUGGGAGAAUUCGCCCGCCCAUCUCGUGCUCCUUUCCGUCGAUCGAAACACUCUCAAAGAUCUCCAUUUGAUCAAAGAGGACUUUUGUGCGAAGAUUCAAAGUAGUCCAAAAAUUUUGAAUUCAUUCGAGGCAGCUGUCACCUCACCACAAUCGUUUUCUCCCUCAAAUAUUGGCACUGGAUCUGAGAUGUUGUGGCAUUUCUUGUAUCGAAAUAUUUCCUCUCGUCAGAUUUGCCUCUCUGCCUCAAGACCACCUUUUAUUGGACAAGAGGAAAGAGUUUUACUGACAAGAAGCGCCUCUCGAGUGUAUGACAUUUUGCGAUCAGUCGAUGGGAUUCGGCAAAUUUUCGUUCGAAACAAGAAAGAAGUGCUUUAUGUGAAGGCCGAAGAUCGCUACGAGCUUCAAUGCGUUCUUUCUCCAUUUUGCUCGCCAACAAUGGCCUCUAUAUUAGGCGAUCGUUUGUUAAAGGCUCUAAAGACGUACGAGGGUCGCUAUUUCAUCACACACGUGCCAUCAUUU